Tetrapisispora phaffii CBS 4417 is the source of this 621-nucleotide messenger RNA. RefSeq names its product Pml1p (gene PML1). Gene Ontology annotation, molecular function: mRNA binding; protein binding. Gene Ontology annotation, biological process: mRNA splicing, via spliceosome; maintenance of RNA location. Gene Ontology annotation, cellular component: nucleus. The record is from RefSeq and is a predicted model, not a curated record. The coding region runs from base 1 to 621 and encodes 206 amino acids. Lineage: Eukaryota; Fungi; Ascomycota; Saccharomycetes; Saccharomycetales; Saccharomycetaceae. The transcript has a single exon.
AUGCGAAGAGAUCAAGGAACGUUUUGUGGGUUUGCGAGAGACAAUGAUAGAAAGAGGGUCAAAGUAAGUAGGUUUGAAGGGUUUAAAAAGAAAAUACUGCCUAUAUUUGAACCUUCUGGACUAUUGGAACUGGAGUCUAAUAGUAGAGAUGGUGUGCAGUUGAAACAUGUUGAACCCGACGAUGCUGUUGUUCUUGAUGAAUUUUGGAAGAAGCAUCAUGUUGAACUGAAGGACCAAUAUAUCGAGAAGUUGAUUAUAUACAGGAAAGGAAGUAAGGAUGCGGCGGCUGAGUACGAUUUGAGUGAAAAGAGUAGUUUUACGGUUGGAAGAGAUAUGAAAACAGAUGCCAAUGAGGAGGGAGACGAUGAUGAUGAAGUUGUUGUUGCAGAUAUCGGUGUGCGGGAAGAGACAUGUUCAAAGCAGCAUUGCGUGAUACAGCAUCGUCUCGUGAGCGGAAUUGUUAAAUGUUAUGUGAUGGAUUUAGAAUCCUCGAAUGGGACAGUGUUGAAUGGGAUACCGUUGCCCUCAGCAAGGUACAUUGAAUUAAAGAGUGGGGACGUGAUUACUCUAUCGGAACAUGAUGAAGAUGUCGAUUAUGAGUUGGUCUAUGUACGCAGUUGA